AUGGCGACCCUCAAGUCUCAUUUUGCUCCGAGCAAGAUUAUCUUUUACAUUCUGUGGUGGGGGUUUCACUGGGGGAUAUUCGCCUAUGGAUGGUACAAGCAAGCAGCGGAUCCCCGUUUGGCUGGUCUCAAUACCCUGACUUUCUCGGUAUGGAUAUCGCGAGGAGCUGGUCUUGUCCUCUCCGUGGACGUCUUGCUCAUCCUGCUGCCCAUGUGCCGCAACCUCAUGCGGUUUUUGAGACCAAAAUUUAGGUGGCUACCGCUUGACGAGACACAUUGGUUCCACAGACAGUGUGCCUAUGCCAUGCUCUUGUUCACCACCGUCCAUGUCACCGCUCACUAUGUCAACUUUUUCAACGUCGAAAGAACCCAGAUCCGACCUCAGACAGCUAUUCAAAUCCAUUACACCCAGGCCGGUGGUGUUACCGGUCACAUUAUGCUGCUGUGCAUGUUAUUCAUGUACACUACCGCCCACCAGAAGAUUCGCCAACAGUCCUUUGAGACGUUUUGGUACACCCACCAUCUCUUCAUCCCUUUUCUCCUCGCCAUGUAUACGCACGCCGUGGGCUGUUUCGUUCGAGACACAGCCGACCCAUUCUCCCCAUUUGCUGGCAAGCUGUUUUGGAAGCACUGCAUAGGUUACCAGGGCUGGCGGUGGGAGCUUUGGUCAGGCGGUCUCUACCUUUUUGAGCGGCUCUGGCGCGAAGUCCGUGCAAGACGAGAGACCAAGAUCACCAAAGUGGUCCGCCAUCCUUACGAUGCCAUGGAAAUCCAGUUCCAGAAACCCAGCAUGAAGUACAAGGCUGGUCAGUGGCUAUUCAUUAAUAUUCCCGCUGUGUCGAGCCAACAGUGGCACCCUUUCACAAUCACUUCGUGCCCAUUCGACCCCUAUAUUUCGGUGCAUGUGCGUCAAGUGGGUGACUGGACAAAGGCUGUGGGAGAUGCAUUGGGUUGCGGUCCUGCCCAAGCAAAGGAGUUCGAUGACCUGGACAAAGAGGGCAUCUAUGAAAUUGCGUUGCAACAGGGUCAAGAGAUGCCUGCCAUUCGGAUUGAUGGACCUUACGGUGCCCCCGCCGAAGACGUCUUUGACAACGAAAUUGCUGUUCUCAUCGGCACAGGCAUCGGUGUUACCCCAUGGGCCUCAGUACUCAAGCACAUCUACAAUAUCCGCGCUGGACCCAAUCCACCUAGACGUCUCAAGCGUGUUGAAUUCCUCUGGGUCACCCGCUCUGUCGAGUCUUUCGAGUGGUUCCAGACUCUCCUCACUUCUCUUGAGCGACAAUCCGCCGAAGCUGCCGAAAGUGUGGGCGGCCCUGAGUUCCUUCGUAUCCACACUUACCUCACCCAACGUGUCGACGCCAACACGGCAGCAAAUAUCUACCUCAACACUGUGGGCAAUGCAGUUGAUCCUCUGACUGCAUUACGCACCAAGACCCAGUUUGGCAGGCCCGACUUCAAGCGUCUCUUUGGCGCCAUGAGAGAUGGCCUCAUGGACCAGACGUAUCUGGAUGUGGGCAAGGAGUCAUCCAUUACGGCACAAAUGAAGGCCACAGUGGGUGUAUACUUUUGUGGACCCAGCGCCGCGGCGAGAGAAAUCAAGACCGCCUGUAAAGCGACGAGCAACGACCUCGUCAAAUUCAGGUUUUGGAAGGAACAUUUCUAG
This is a messenger RNA of Fonsecaea nubica, 1662 nucleotides long. RefSeq lists its product as hypothetical. Gene Ontology annotation, molecular function: superoxide-generating NAD(P)H oxidase activity. Gene Ontology annotation, biological process: superoxide anion generation; defense response. The transcript has 2 exons. Gene Ontology annotation, cellular component: plasma membrane; NADPH oxidase complex. Lineage: Eukaryota; Fungi; Ascomycota; Eurotiomycetes; Chaetothyriales; Herpotrichiellaceae. The coding region runs from base 1 to 1662 and encodes 553 amino acids. The record is from RefSeq and is a predicted model, not a curated record.